GUUGUUGUCCCCUUUCUUUUUCUUGUAGGUAUUAAUCUUGUGUCCUCAAGCUCUUCAUCCACAAUGCUUCGUUUUCUCCUUCUCUUAGCUGCCCUGUGCGCAGUCACCUAUGGUCAAUGUCCCACCAUCCUCACUAAGUCACAGUGGGGCGGACGUGCAGCAACUUGCAGAACCGCAAUGACUACACCUGUCACCUAUGUGGUCGUCCACCACACCGAGGGGACAGCCUGUACCUCCCAGUCUGCCUGCAUCACACAGGCCAAAAACAUCCAGAACUACCACAUGAAUUCCAAUGGCUGGUGUGAUAUUGGAUACAACUUCCUGGUGGGCGAGGACGGAAACGCUUAUGAAGGUCGUGGGUGGACAUCAGUUGGAGCACAUGCCCCAAAUUACAACUCCAACUCCAUCGGAAUCAGCGUGUUUGGAUCCUUCACCAGUAAAAACCCCAACACCGCUGCCCAGAAUGCAGUUAAAAACCUCAUCAGCUGCGGGGUCUCCAGAGGCUACAUUAAAUCUGCCUACAUCCUGAAGGGACAUCGCAAUGUGACCGCCACCGACUGCCCUGGGAACACCUUCUACAACACAGUAAAAACCUGGCCACGCUUCCAGGCGUAAGCUCUAAC
Molecule: messenger RNA, 623 nt
Organism: Pelobates fuscus (common spadefoot toad)
Lineage: Eukaryota; Metazoa; Chordata; Amphibia; Anura; Pelobatidae
Product: peptidoglycan-recognition protein SC2-like
Exons: 4
Coding region: 64-615 (183 amino acids)
Biological process (GO): innate immune response; peptidoglycan catabolic process
Molecular function (GO): N-acetylmuramoyl-L-alanine amidase activity; zinc ion binding; peptidoglycan binding
Source: RefSeq, a predicted model, not a curated record